Molecule: messenger RNA, 1980 nt
Organism: Callorhinus ursinus (northern fur seal)
Lineage: Eukaryota; Metazoa; Chordata; Mammalia; Carnivora; Otariidae
Source: RefSeq, a predicted model, not a curated record
AUGGACAUGGGCUCCAGUGGCCACACCUCACUGCUCCUGCUUCCAGUGUUGCUUCUGCUGCUGCAGGGAGAGAGCCACCGGCCCCUACGGCGAUCCAAGAGAAGAUGGGUUAUUACCACCCUGGAACUGGAGGAGGAAGAUCAAGGACCCUUUCCCAAACUUGUUGGUGAGCUGUUCAAUGAUAUGUCUCAUAACAUGUCAUUAAUAUAUUUAAUCAGUGGACCCGGUGUGGAUGAAUAUCCGGAGAUUGGUUUGUUUUCUGUAGAUCACAGGAACGGACGAGUGUAUGUUCACCGCCCUGUCGAUCGAGAGACAACACCAUCUUUUAUGGUUUAUUUUGAUGUUGUAGAUCGCUUAACAAGAAAGGUCAUGGAUGAUUCCUUGAUUUUCAACAUUAGGAUCGGCGAUGUGAACGACCACGCACCCCAGUUCCCUGAGAAGGAAUUCAACAUCAGUGUGAAGGAGAACCACCCUGCAGGUCAACCCAUUUUCCAGAUGUUAACAGUUGAUUUGGAUGAAGAAAAUACUCCAAAUUCUCAAGUCCUUUAUUUCCUUAUUUCUCAAACACCGUCACUGAAAGAAAGUGGCUUCCAGAUUGACCGUAUUAGUGGAGAAAUACAACUCUCAGGAUGCUUAGAUUAUGAGACUGCUCCGUGGUUUACACUACUAGUUGGAGUGAAGGAUUUGGGAGAACCUCCCUUGACAUCCACGGCCAUGGUUCAUGUGAACGUGCAAGAAGGCAACAACCACAGGCCCACGUUUACCCAGGAGAAUUACAGGAUUCAGAUUUCUGAAGGCUGCACAAGCCAGAGCGUGUUGCAUCUCCUGGUCCAAGAUGGUGACUUGCCAUUUACAUCAGCUUGGAGAGUAAAAUUUCACAUACUGAAUGGCGACGAAGAGGGACAUUUUGACAUUCUGACUGACCCUGAGACCAAUGAAGGGAUUUUAAAUGUGAUCAAGCCCUUGGAUUAUGAAACUCACCCUGUACGAAGCCUUGUCAUCACCGUGGAGAACGAGGAGCCGCUCUUCCUCUGUGAGGGGGGUCAGGUCCAGGGGCCCCGGUGGGCGGUGGUGAGCACCACUGUGAGUGUGCAGGUGAUGGACGUCAAUGACCCACCAGCCUUUCACCCCAGGAGCUUUGUCGUCAGUGAGGUCGACGGUGCCAGGCCUGGAAUUCAGCUGGGAAUUUUCAAUGCUACAGAUCCAGACAGAGCUGCCGGCCGGAUAAGAUAUAAACUGGCUUAUGAUCUGGCAAAUUGGGUGACCAUAGAUGAACUCUCAGGAACAGUGACCACCAGGCAGCAAAUUGACCGAGAAUCCCCUUAUGUAAAUGAUAGCUUUUACAUAAUCAUCGCGCAUGCUGUUGAUGAUGGCCUCCCGCCACAGACUGGGACGGGGACCCUGAUGCUUUUCCUGUCCGACGUCAACGACAACGCCCCCGCUCUCCAUCCCCAUUCUCGAUAUGUGGAAGUCUGUGAGUCUGCACUGAAUGAGACCCUCCUCCUCCAAGCGGAGGAUGGUGACCUGGAGCCCUAUGCAGACCCCUUUACAUUUGAGUUGGACAAUUCGUGGGAAAGUGCAGGAGACACAUGGAAAUUGGGGGAAAAUCGGGGUCGGUCAGUUGAACUUUUAAUGUUGAGAAGCCUCCCACUGGGUAAUUACUCGGUGCCACUGGUCAUCAGAGACAAACAGGGACUUUCCCAGAAGCAGACUGUCCAUGUAAGGGUCUGUUUCUGUCCCGGUGGAGUCUCGUGUGUGGAGGCAUUAGUCGCAGUCACAGGAACUGGGCUCCUCGUGGGCACCCUGGCCCCUCUCUGUGCAGCGUUCAUGAUUCUGGCAGCCACUCUGCUGUUCCUGCUGCGAUACUAUUUUGUAUCCGAAGUCAGGCUCAGAAGCUCUGAGGAAGGCCUGCAGACUCUGAACAUGUAUAACGAUGAGAGCAAAGCCAUUUCAACCCAGGGGAUGUUUGGCAAUGUCUAG